CUGAGAUGAGACGAAGCUUCAAGCUUAUGGUCGCGAAGGGCCCGCGGUAGCUAGGAUCCACAGGGUCUCUCGCUCUCUUCCCAGCCAUGGCCAUCGCCUCCGCCCAUGCUCCCGUCCGAAUUUUCUCGCGUCUCUCUUAUUCCCCUUCGCCACCUACCAGGACACCGAACACGGAGCAUCUCCUAUUUUGCCGCACAACCCACUUAAGAACUCAGAACCGGCGCAGCCCCCGUCAGAAAGCCAAGCACCGGCCUUCGGACACCUUCCAACCUCUCCUCAGCUCGGUCUCACGCCUCCUGGAUCGAAUUAGAGGCGACGAUAUCAAUUUGGAGAUACUGGGCAUUGCAGUUCCGGCUAUGUUGGCCCUUGCUGCUGACCCCAUUGCAUUGCUUGUGGACACCGCCUUCGUAGGACAUUUGGGGUCAGCUGAGCUAGCAGCAAUUGGUGUCUCAGUCUCGGUUUUCAAUCUGGUAUCGAAGUUGUUUAACAUUCCUUUGCUCAAUGUGACUACGUCCUUUGUUGCUGCUCAGCAGGCUCUUGAGCCUCGUCCUGGGGACAAAGAUUUUGCUGGUGGAAUAGAAUCUUUGCAACUCAAGCCCAACGGUGAAGUUGAUGGAGAAAGCAGGAAGUCUCUUCCAUCAGUAUCGACUUCUUUGGCUUUGGCUGCUGCAGUUGGGAUUUUGGAAUCAAUCGGUCUAAUUUUUGGCUUGAGAACGCUGAUGGAUUUCAUGGGUAUAGCUGUUGAUUCACCUAUGCGACUACCUGCAGAACAAUUUCUUACCCUACGAGCAUUUGGUGCUCCUGCAAUUGUAUUGACACUUGCUGCACAAGGAACAUUUCGUGGCUUUAAGGAUACAAAAACACCACUAUAUGCUGUCUGUGCUGGAAACUUGCUAAAUGCAAUCCUUGAUCCCAUUUUGAUUUUUCUACUUGGUCUAGGCAUAGGUGGUGCUGCUAUAGCUACAGUUACAUCUGAGUAUUUGAUAGCUGGUAUUCUCCUCUGGAAGCUGAAUGAGAAAGUUAUACUAUCUGCAAAUAUAAAUGGGGAAGGAAUGAGUCAAUAUCUGAAAUCUGUUGGCCUCUUAGUUGGAAGAACCAUUGCAGUGCUCAUAACCAUGACAAUUUCAACUUCGCUGGCAGCACAAGAAGGUCCAGUUCCCAUGGCUGGUCACCAGAUAUGCCUGCAAGUUUGGUUGGCGGUAUCUUUGCUUAAUGAUGCUUUAGCACUUGCUGGUCAGGCUCUGCUUGCAAGUGAAUAUACCGUGAAGAACUAUAAACAAGCUCGUAUAAUAGUGUACAGGGUUCUACAGAUUGGAACCACAACUGGCAUUGCACUGAGUGUGUUAUUGUUCUUUGGAUUCGAGCCAUUCUCAACUCUAUUCACCACCGAUUUUGCUGUUCUCCAAAUUGCCAGAUCUGGUGUUCUGUUCGUGACCAUAUCUCAACCAAUCAACGCCCUUGCUUUUGUGAUUGACGGGCUCUACUAUGGCGUUUCAGACUUUUCAUAUGCUGCAUAUUCAAUGGUGUUCAUAGGGUUAAUCUCAUCUGCGUUCCUUCUCGUGGUUUCUCCUGUAUUUGGACUUGCUGGAGUGUGGGCUGGCUUGGUUCUCUUUAUGAGUCUAAGAGCCAUUGCUGGAAUUUGGAGAUUACAAACCAGAGGUGGCCCGUGGAAAAUAUUAUGGUCAGAUACUGAGAUAGGAUCCAUAAAAGAGUCAUGAAAUAAACUAUCAACAAUCUUGACGGUAACUAACUACGCACACCGAAUGGACUAUGAAACCAGCAUCACUGGACAAGGAUGAUUGUGAAAGACUUAAACUUGCAGAUGCUCGAAAGUUUCAGUAAGUUUAACAACUCUAACCUGACAUCCUAACAAUUGCGGUCAUCGGGCAAAUCAUUUCAAAAAAGGCAUGGAGAAGUUCAACCCUGUUUGCAUCAUAAUUCAUACACUGGGUUCUAUUCUGAUAUAAUACUCGAUAACUAACACAGCUUCUGGUCGCCAGAGCUCACAGUGAAGGAAAACUAUCUGUUGCCUUCUGCCGCUGCUGUUAUUACAGAAUACUUCAACGCUAUUCAACAUGAACUAGAAUCCAUUUUGUUCCAAGAUUGUUUUUUUCAAGUGAAUGAUCUCUUAUUUUGUUGUCUGCAUUUUCAGAAAAGUUGAUCAUUGUAUUAGUUCUUUUUCUACGAGCUUGCAAGCUCUUUGUUCAUCCACUGUUAUGUUUCCCAUUAUAGUAAAAGAGGGAAUUUCUCA
Molecule: messenger RNA, 2251 nt
Organism: Zingiber officinale
Lineage: Eukaryota; Viridiplantae; Streptophyta; Magnoliopsida; Zingiberales; Zingiberaceae
Product: protein DETOXIFICATION 44, chloroplastic-like
Exons: 13
Coding region: 87-1718 (543 amino acids)
Biological process (GO): transmembrane transport
Cellular component (GO): membrane
Molecular function (GO): antiporter activity; xenobiotic transmembrane transporter activity
Source: RefSeq, a predicted model, not a curated record